AUAAGUGUCACAAGCAUGUUUUUAACUUUUUACUGUGUCACAAAGGACACGUGAACAUUUGCAAUGAUAAAAAAUUCCUUGUUGACUCUAGCCUUCAUCUCAACUGUGCACGUUUUAAAGGGAACAAAGACGAGUCUAGGAGAAUAUCCAUUUAUGGUAAUACUCCAGGACGUCUGCAAUGCAUCUGUAUGCAGUGGCACUUUAAUAUCACUAAAGCACGGACUAACGACUGGGCACUGUUGUGAAAUUUUUUUACCGGUUUACGUAAUAGCCGGAGAUUAUACAACACCAUCUAAAGCAAGUGAUUCUCGAGACACGAGGAAAAUUAUGUUUACUGUUAUCCACCCGAAGUAUCGCAAGGCAUUUAUUAAGACGUUAGAUGUAGAUGUUGCUGUGUUUAAGGUACGGACUCCUUUCAACCAAUCCACAAACCUUGCACCAAUAGCUAUUAGCGUACUUUUUCCCUCGAGGCAUGAAAAAUGCAGGGCAUUGGCAUGGACAUCAGUGGGACUCGAAUCCACCGGACAAGAACUUCAUUAUGAAGAUGUUAAAAUUGAAGGAGCUUUGAUUCUUCCUCAAUCAAUAAUUCUCCGAACCAGUUGCAGUUGUUUUAAUAUGCCUCGUCAGGGAAACCACCCCAUUCCUAGUAUAAAACUCGGGGGUCCGUUGAUAUGCAAAUAUUCGAAGCUUGAAUUUAUCGGAACUUUGGUAGCUACCAAGGGACCGUCGGCCUUCUUUCUGAGUUUGGCAUCACAUAAAAUUUGGAUAAAGAUGGUUAUGGACUGGAAUGGCAAUGGUUCGCCUCCAUUGGCAAGUGUCAGUCAAAGAAUCCACGGUUCGUUAUUUGUGAUCUUCAUUAUCGAACUAGCGAGAAUCAGUAACAUAUUCAAAUUAUUCAGAAAUAUUUUAUUCAAAACAUAAUACUACGUUAUAUUGAAGUAUUUAUUGUAAUUUUUUUUUUAAAAAAAACCUACAUUUUUCUUUU
Molecule: messenger RNA, 985 nt
Organism: Hermetia illucens (black soldier fly)
Lineage: Eukaryota; Metazoa; Arthropoda; Insecta; Diptera; Stratiomyidae
Product: serine protease VLSP-1-like
Exons: 7
Coding region: 64-921 (285 amino acids)
Biological process (GO): proteolysis
Molecular function (GO): serine-type endopeptidase activity
Source: RefSeq, a predicted model, not a curated record